GAUGUCACCCACUACAUUAUUAGUUGGUUCAUAUACUAUAAAUGUGUGUUUUGUAGUCUUACAGAAUGCUCUAGUCUGGAUUUACUGUACAAAUCAUUUAUUUUUUUCCUUGAAGUGAAAUACAGAUCAGUCUUCACUCUUUGGUUGAACUGCUCAGAACUGAACCAGCAGCAAGUCGGCUGGGAGAAAUUCACAUAAACAAAGAAACUAUCGGUUUUUUUUCAAAAUUAGUGAUUUUCGUUUUUUUUUUUUUUUUUGCAGAAUGUGCAAGUUGAGAUCACGAAGAAGCCACUCCAUGUUUCAGAUAACAGUAUUGGUUGCCUUAAAAGUAUACAUUUUGUGUUUUGCAAAAAGAGACAUGCGAAUAAUUGGACAUCUCGAGGCAAACAGACGCACAGUUGUUACUUCGGAGAUGACUACAUCCACCAAAAAGCCCCAGACGAAGAGAAAGCGCCCCCGGACCACUUAUUCCAUCGGAGGCAAUGAAGUCUGCAGGAAUACUUUUCAGUUUCUUAUGGGAAUUGGCAAAGACACCCUGACUGAUAUAAUCAAACACUUUGAGGAGAAUGGGGCAAGACCACGGUUAAGGAAGAAAGAAAAGAAGAAGAAGAACUAUGCAGAAGACAAUGCCAUCAUGCUGCCUGGCCGACAUCCUGAGCAUAGGGAUUGGCAUGUGAAGUUGUUGCCAACCCUUGUGUCUAAGGCCUCAGUUUGGCGUCUCUACGUCAAGUCUGCGAAGGAGCUUGAUGAGCGUGCAGUUUCUAAAUCACGCUUCACAGCACAGUGGAACCAGCUUCUCCCACUCAUCAGAAGUUGCAGGCCACGUACAGAUCUCUGCUGGCAGUGCCAAAACAAUAACCAACAGCUGGUACGAAGUGCAAACCUCCCAGAUGAUAGAAAGUCUGAAGCGGUCAAGAAGCAACACGAUCAUCUUGCCCUUGUGCAAAAAGAGAGGGCUGUGUACAACGAGAUGACUGCUGCCUGCAGAAAGACAUGUGCUGACUCUAAGUUGUCUUUGGGACCCUCCCCAUCAGCAAGCAAGAAGAUCAGGAUGCAUUACAGUUUUGAUUUUGCACAGCAGAUACACUUUCCCUCAAACCCUCUUCAGUCCGGGCCAAUGUUCUUCCUGACUCCACGUAAAUGUGGCCUUUUUGGUGUCUCCUGUGAAGGGCUGCAAAAACAGGUGAAUUUCCUGAUUGAUGAAGGCAUGUCGUCAAGUAAGGGGAGCAAUGAAGUCAUCAGCUACAUGCAUCAUUUCUUCAGCAACUUCGGAGUUGGAGAAACAGACGUGGAUCUUCACUGUGACAACUGCAGUGGGCAAAACAAAAACAACUUCAUGCUCUGGUACGCUGCAUGGCGGGUUGGACACAAGCUUCGUGACACAAUUGACAUCCACUUCCUUAUUGCUGGCCACACCAAAUUACCCCCUGACUGUGGCUUUGGACUAAUCAAGCAAGCAUACAUGAAGACCAGAGUCAACACUUUGGCAGACAUCGCUGAGGUAGUGGAAAACAGCUCUCCUGAGAGUCACCUCAAUAUCCCACAGCUUGUUGGAAAUGCAGAUGGAAGAGUGUUAGUCGAGACCUUCGACUGGCAGAAGCAUCUGAGUCCCAAGUUCCGAAAGCUCCCACAGAUCAAGAGUUAUCAGCACUUCCGCUUUGAUGCUAAGAGACCAGGUGUGGUGCUUGCAAGAACUCACUGUGAUGCACAACCUGUUGAAUUCCAGCUACUGUGCGAUUCAGCGGUUGUUGACUGUUGGCUGUUGACAGUCUUCCUGUCCUAGCACCACCUGGACUGAACAUUGACAGGCAGACCUAUCUUUAUGAAAAAAUCAGGCCUUUCUGUGCUGACGAGGCAAGAGACAUCACAUGCCCGGCGCCAAGGGUCACAGCACAGAAGAGUCCACAGAAGAGUAUGCAGAAGAGGAUGCGGAUGUGAUAUCACCAAAUAAUUGGACUCUCCUUCACACCCUCUCCACAAUGUGCUGAUCAGCCACAGGAGCUCAUUCAGCAACAGACUGAUCCAUCUACACUGCACUUCUAGAUUUCAAUUUCAAUUUAAUUUCACUUAUAGAGCAC
Dicentrarchus labrax (European seabass) is the source of this 2078-nucleotide messenger RNA. RefSeq lists its product as uncharacterized. The transcript has 6 exons. The record is from RefSeq and is a predicted model, not a curated record. Lineage: Eukaryota; Metazoa; Chordata; Actinopteri; Moronidae. Bases 263 to 1783 code for a protein of 506 amino acids.